Molecule: messenger RNA, 3324 nt
Organism: Hypomesus transpacificus
Lineage: Eukaryota; Metazoa; Chordata; Actinopteri; Osmeriformes; Osmeridae
Product: WASP homolog-associated protein with actin, membranes and microtubules
Exons: 11
Coding region: 98-2419 (773 amino acids)
Biological process (GO): endoplasmic reticulum to Golgi vesicle-mediated transport; Arp2/3 complex-mediated actin nucleation
Cellular component (GO): endoplasmic reticulum-Golgi intermediate compartment membrane; cytoplasm
Molecular function (GO): Arp2/3 complex binding
Source: RefSeq, a predicted model, not a curated record
GGUCAAAGUUGAGGGUAGACGAGAGCGAACUACGUCAUACAAAUGGCGGAUGGUGUAAACAGAGCAACGAAACACAAGUUGUACAUGUUUUCUAAAGAUGAAUAACGUGGACUGCGAGCGUUUAGACAGUUUAGAUGGUUGGGUGGCUAUAAAAAGUAAUAUAUUUGAAGAAAACGAAAUAUUUAAGCUUGGAUUUAUAGUAGAAUGGAAUGCUAUCGAGUCUAAAUUUGCUGUCACCUGUCACAACAGAACUCUUCAGCGACAGAAACGGAAAGACGAGAUUGCAGUUAGCGACAAACAAACGAGCUGGGCUGGAUUGUUCUCUGUCAACGAUUUAAAAAACGUUCAUCGUCAGUUUACAGGUGUCAGUGAUGUUCUGGCACCAAUUUUUCCAGACUUGUCAGACUUUGAUGAUGGUAACAUUUGGGACUUAUUUCUGAACCGUGUAUCCAGUCCCGAAGACGAAAGGGACCUUGAUACACCUUGUCGACAACUUGAGAAAUACUUCAGCCAUGCAAUUGAUAUCUGUGGGCGAAAGAUUGUCCUCGACUCACUAUUCUCCCAAGAUGAGCGAGAUGUUGAGGAGUACUUUGAAAACCUUCAGGAAUUCAAGAAGAAAACGAUGCAGGAAGAGGUGACCAGAGCCAAGGAUCUCCUGCAAAUGAUGCAGCAGAGCCACAGCACUGCUGACAGGAUGGUUCUGCUGCUGCACAUCUAUGACCAGGAGGACCAGGCUUACCAGGACCUGGUCACCGUGGCAACGCACUUCUUCCAGUACCUGUUGCAGCCCUUCAGAGACAUGCGGGAGCUGGCGUGCCUGUACAAGAUGGAGAUCCUGAAGUCUCUGGAGUAUGAGGAUCUGGGUCCUAAGAGAAUCGAAGCUCUGGAGAAAGAGGCGGAGGAGUGGAGGAGGAGAGCAGAGGCUGCGGUGUCUUCCAUACAGGACAUCACUGUCAGCUACUUCAAAAAGACAUCAAAGGCUCUGGCCGGCAUGUUGAAGCAGAUGGAGGGGGAUGAGUGUCGCUUCGGCCCUGCCGCAUGGGCAUCCGCGGCUCCCAGGAUGGAGAAGCUGCGCUUCCUGCUGGCCAAAGAGACUCUGCAGCAAAUGAGGGCCCAGGAGAUGUGCCUGAACCGCAGGAAGGCCAGCAUCAGAGGGCAGAUGAGGUCUCUCUCUCAGGAGGGAUCUGGACCUGGCCAGCAGGAAGCCGUGGACCAGCUGGAGUUGCAGUACUACGAGGCCCAGCUGGAGCUGUACGACACCAAGUUCAACGUCCUGAGGAACGAGGAGCUUCUCCUGGUGGCCCAGAUAGGCACUGUGCGCCGGCAGAUGAAAGAGCUGAAGGAGGAGGUGGUGUACUACGACGUGUGUGAGGACCCAGAGGAGCUCCAGAGCCUGGUGCAGACAGGUGUCUCCUCUGACCCUGCCCCACCUGCCUGUCACCUGAGACGCCGUCUCCAGGCCCUGGAGUCCAAGAGAGGAAGCAUCGGCGCCCGCAGGGCCUAUCUCCGCAACAAGAGGGACCAGUGUGUGGAGGCCAACGAGCAGAAACACAGAGCCUCCCAGGAGAGUGGCACCACCUUCAUCCAACACCACGGAGUCCACCUGAAACGAGAGAAGAGAAAAGAAGAAGACCAGAGGAGAAAGGAGUGGGUGGACGAGGAGAGAGAGAAGACGCUGAGCAGAUUACGCUCCUUUAGAGAGAAGCGUCCGGGACAGUAUGUGGUGAAGACUCCUCGAUCCAAAAUGGCUGCACGAGAAUCACCGUCUUCUGAUUCCUCCCAGCCGCUGUCAAUCAUUAACCUCGGCCCCGCCCCCUCGGCUGGAUCCCCUUCCCCCGCCCCCAGGAAACCCCCCAAGAAAAAACAGAGCGCCGCCAAACCCAGGGACAUCCCGGUGACCAUCUACACCCCUCAACCUCCUGCCCCUCCACCCUCCCAGACCUCCCCCCCACCCCCUCCUCCCCCUCCUCCCCCGCCCUUGCCCCCUCCUCCUCCACCUCUCCCUGCCCUCACACCCUCCCAGUCCCAGGCAGGGGACACGCCCAAGCCCCUGAGCGAGAAAGAGGCGGCUCCCUUCCCUGCCAAGAACACUCUCAAACAAAACACAGGGUCUAUGGAUGAGGUGCUGGCCUCGUUACAGAGAGGGCAAGUUCGGCUACGCCGGGUCCAACCCCCAGCUCUUCUGGCCCCCGGUGCCGCCCCCUCCGCCCCGGACGCCAUGACCAGCAUCAUGUGUGCCAUCAGACAGGGGGUCACCCUCAAGAAGGUGUGCGCGGCCCCGCCCGAGUGCAGAGACUCUGAGCUGGAGAAGAGCAUCAAGGCAGCCAUGCUGAGGAUGAAGAGGGUGUCAGCAGACUCAGAGGAGGAUGAAGACGGAGACAGAGACGGAGGAGGAGAGUCUGCAGAGUGGGAUACCUGAGGAGACCACACUCACACACACACACACUGUCACACACUGUCACACACACACACUGUCACACACACACACUCACCCUCUCACACAUUAGAAACCUAUUUAUAAUCAAUAAUUAUGAUCAGUGAUCUGUUCUUCAAUUGUGCUGGUUGACGCUUGAUAGCUUGACUGUUGAUAGCUUCAUAAUGAGUCAGAUACGAACAUGGAGGCAGUGUCCCUGAGGUCUGUUAAAGUGGCACCAUCAAUCGCCUGGCGUCGGUCCACUAACCUGACAUCUUGAAUCCAAAGUAUUUUUUCUUUCAAGUGUUCCAAGGGAAGUGCACAACGAAUUGAUGUUUGACCGUAUCUGUUUAUCUUCUACUCUACAUCGUCUCUAAUAAUGUCCUCAUGUCUAUGAAUUCAGAAUGGGACUGUCCUUGACACGUCUCAGUAGCUAAACACUGAGCUGUGUUCAAUGCCUCCUAUAUCAUAUUCUUGUUUUCACAGAGCUGGCUUCUAGCCUAAAUUAACGUGCUGGUCAGCUUAUCUUGACCUGACAGCUGUCUUUGAGAGGAGGUCACACAUAGGUCCACAUCCUAGAUGAAACUUGAUGUUCCGACUUCCUCCUGGAUGUCAGGGGUGACGGUCCAGUCACUCGACUGUUGAGGAGGCAUCAGGCCAGCUCGCUGUCCGUCUGUUUACAUCAGAAUGAUGCACCACACUGGCUCCAUCUGCCAGGGGAAUGACAAGCGUAUAAUGUAGAGCACUGAUUUGUAUUACUUGUAUUUUUUUUUUUGUAGCAGUUUGUCAAAGCUCACUAUCAUUAUCUACUUUAAAAGAUACAUAUUUUCAACCAAGAACAUGUUGAAGUGCCUUGGGGAUAAAUUCAUUCAUCGUGAGAAUCUAAAACCCCAAUAAAAAGUUACUAAAGG